Molecule: messenger RNA, 450 nt
Organism: Rotaria sp. Silwood1
Lineage: Eukaryota; Metazoa; Rotifera; Eurotatoria; Philodinida; Philodinidae
Source: the annotation of a GenBank genome assembly
AUGGAUGUUCUUUAUUCAUUAUUACGUGUUAAUAAUCGACGACUUGAUACUAUAAUACAAGAAAAUGAUUUCGCUAGUGUUCUCAAUUUUGUAUUAACAUCAUCAUUUAAUGCUACUUUCGCAUCUGUUGAUCUAAGAGUUGAUCAAUUCUGCACUUCAUAUAUGAAAACAUCACUAAAACAGUAUACGGCAGAUCUGUAUGGACAUGUUUUGAAAUUCUUUGAAGAUCUAAAAUAUUUAUCUAUUAUUGGAUUAUAUCCACACUAUUAUCCAUCUUUGGUACUUAGUAAUGUACCUUCAACUACGUUCUUUUCUUCAACUCUUAACAAAUUAUGUAUUCGUGUGAGACGUUUUGAAGAUUGUCUUGCUUUAAUUGAUGGUCGUCUUAAACAAUUAACAAUCUUGAUUAUUGUUAUUGAAAAUAUGGAAUAUGCUUCAUCGAAUGUUUAA